Acomys russatus (golden spiny mouse) is the source of this 1165-nucleotide messenger RNA. RefSeq names its product zinc finger protein like 1 (gene Zfpl1). Bases 159 to 1088 code for a protein of 309 amino acids. Lineage: Eukaryota; Metazoa; Chordata; Mammalia; Rodentia; Muridae. The record is from RefSeq and is a predicted model, not a curated record. The transcript has 7 exons. Gene Ontology annotation, cellular component: Golgi apparatus.
UGGCCUUACCCGUGCUGAGACUGUAGGCUAGAAUUUGGCGUUUGGACAGACGUAUCACGGGUCUGGAAAUUUCAAAGAAGAGAUGAACUGGGUAGGUGAGGACAAAUGGCAGCCACCAGAACCUCCUGCUGACUCAGCUCUCCUCCCUAGAAUCCGUCAUGGGACUUUGCAAGUGCCCCAAGAGGAAGGUGACAAACCUGUUCUGCUUCGAACACCGGGUUAACGUCUGCGAGCACUGUCUGGUAGCCAAUCAUGCCAAGUGCAUCGUGCAGUCCUACUUGCAGUGGCUACAAGACAGUGACUACAACCCCAAUUGCCGCCUGUGCAACACACCCCUGGCCAGUCGGGAGACCACCCGUCUUGUGUGCUAUGAUCUCUUUCACUGGGCCUGCAUCAAUGAACGUGCUGCCCAGCUACCACGAAACACGGCGCCUGCAGGCUACCAGUGCCCCAGCUGUAAUGGCCCCAUCUUUCCCCCAGCCAACCUAGCUGGCCCAGUGGCUUCAGCACUGAGAGAGAAGCUAGCCACAGUCAACUGGGCCCGGGCAGGACUGGGCCUCCCUCUGAUCGAUGAGGUGAUAAACCCAGAGCCGGAGCCCCUCAAUUCCUCAGACUUCUCAGACUGGUCCAGCUUUAACGCCACCACCACCCCUGUGCAAGAGGAGAGACAGAGCACUUCUGCUGCUCCAGCUUUCUACAGCCAAGUUCCCCACCCUUCUUCCCCGAGCUGUCCCGAGCAGCACACAGUGAUACACAUGGGUAGUACUGAAGCUCUGACCCACGCCCCAAGGAAGGUGUAUGACACUCGGGAUGAUGACCGGACAGCAGGCCUCCACGGAGACUGUGACGAUGACAAAUACCGCCGCAGGCCUGCUCUGGGCUGGCUGGCCCAACUGCUCCGGAGCCGGGCUGGGUCCCGGAAGCGGCCACUGACUCUACUCCAGCGGGCAGGGCUGCUGCUCCUGCUGGGGCUCCUGGGCUUCCUGGCACUCCUCGCCCUUAUGUCUCGACUCGGCCGGGCUGCAGCUGACAGUGAUCCCAAUCUGGACCCGCUCAUGAACCCGCACAUCCGCGUAGGUCCUUCCUGAGCCCACGCUCCUUCCUGGGCCAGCUUAGGACCUAGAGUCCUAGGGAGAGAAAGCAGAUAGGCCUGAGGGCUUUCCUU